Suricata suricatta (meerkat) is the source of this 4294-nucleotide messenger RNA. It is a transcript of the gene COG3, whose product is annotated as component of oligomeric golgi complex 3. The record is from RefSeq and is a predicted model, not a curated record. The transcript is spliced from 23 exons. The coding region runs from base 183 to 2669 and encodes 828 amino acids. Gene Ontology annotation, biological process: intracellular protein transport; intra-Golgi vesicle-mediated transport; Golgi organization. NCBI's taxonomy places the organism in Eukaryota, Metazoa, Chordata, Mammalia, Carnivora, Herpestidae. Gene Ontology annotation, cellular component: COG complex; membrane; cis-Golgi network.
UGUUUAGAGCCACGUCUGUGCUGGCUUCUGUCCCGCCCCCACACACUAUGGAAGCACUUCCGGAGUCAGGGUAAUCCGCUCCGCCCCGCCGCCGGUGCCUUGCUGGAAGCCCCGGCUCCCCCGGAAGUGGCCCGGGCCUGCCUGUCGGGGUCCCCUCCACCCCGCUGCUGUUGAGGGCUGCGAUGGCGGAGGCGGCGCUCUUGUUGCCGCCGGAGGCGGCGGCAGAGCGGGACGCUCGGGAGAAGCUGGCUCUCUGGGACCGGAGACUCGACACGACGGCGCCGCUGACCGACAAGCAGACGGACUCUGUGCUGGAGCUGAAGGCGGCGGUGGAGAACCUGCCUGUGCCGUCCGAGCUUCCACUUGAAGACCUGUGCAGUUUAACAUCCCAGGCGCUGCCUGCUGGAGAGCCCGCCGUAGUACCUGAAUCUACGGAAGAUAUUCUCCUGAAGGGUUUCAUUUCCUUAGAUAUGGAAGAAGAAAGAAUUGAAACUGCACAGCAGUUUUUCUCAUGGUUUGCAAAGCUACAAACUCAGAUGGAUCAGGAUGAAGAAACUAAAUAUAGACAGAUGAGGGAUUACUUGUCUGGGUUUCAGGAGCAGUGUGAUGCUAUAUUGAAUGAUGUAAACAGUGCUCUUCAGCAUCUGGAAUCAUUGCAGAAACAGUAUCUUUUUGUGUCCAAUAAGACAGGAACCCUACAUGAAGCCUGUGAACAGCUCCUAAAAGAACAGUCGGAACUUGUUGAUCUGGCUGAAAAUAUUCAACAAAAGCUUUCCUAUUUUAAUGAAUUGGAAACUAUUAACACAAAACUGAAUUCUCCUACAUUGUCUGUUAAUAGUGAAGGAUUUAUACCUAUGCUGGCCAAGUUAGAUGAUUGUAUAACAUAUAUCUCAUCUCACCCAAAUUUUAAGGAUUAUCCUGUAUAUUUGCUGAAGUUUAAGCAGUGUCUUUCUAAAGCUUUGCACCUCAUGAAGACAUACACUGUGAACACACUGCAGAACCUCACCAAUCAGUUAUUGAAAAGGGAUCCUGCAUCUGUACCCAGUGCAGACAAUGCCUUCACAUUAUUUUACGUGAAAUUUCGAGCUGCUGCUCCUAAAGUCAGAACUAUCAUUGAACAAAUAGAACAACGAUCUGAAAAAAUACCUGAAUACCAACAACUGCUGAAUGACAUCCAUCAGUGUUACCUUGACCAGCGGGAACUUCUGUUAGGCCCCAGCAUCACAUGUACUGUGACCGAGUUAACAAGCCAGAACAACAGAGAUCAUUGUGCCUUGAUUCGCAGUGGCUGUGCCUUUAUGGUCCAUGUGUGCCAGGAUGAGCACCAACUGUACAAUGAAUUUUUCACAAAACCAACAUCAAAAUUAGAUGAACUUUUGGAGAAACUAUGUGUGUCAUUGUAUGAUGUCUUCAGGCCCUUGAUCAUUCAUGUUAUUCACUUAGAGACUCUAUCAGAACUUUGUGGAAUUCUUAAAAAUGAGGUGCUUGAAGAUCAUGUACAGAACAACGCCGAACAACUGGGAGCAUUUGCAGCCGGAGUAAAGCAGAUGCUGGAAGAUGUGCAAGAGCGGCUCGUGUACAGAACCCACAUCUACAUUCAGACGGACAUCAUGGGCUACAAGCCUGCGCCUGGGGACCUGGCCUAUCCGGAUAAGCUGGUGAUGAUGGAGCAAAUUGCACAGAGUUUAAAGGAUGAACAGAAGAAAGUACCUUCGGAUGCUUCAUUUUCAGAUGUUCAGUUAGAGGAAACGGAGUCUAAUAACCUAACAAAAUCUGGUUCAACAGAAUCCCUCAAUCCUAGACCACAGACUACAAUUUCUCCAGCAGAUCUUCAUGGGAUGUGGUAUCCAACAGUUCGAAGAACUCUUGUGUGUCUCUCCAAAUUGUACAGAUGCAUAGAUAGGGCAGUGUUCCAAGGAUUAUCCCAGGAAGCCUUGUCUGCCUGCAUUCAGUCACUACUUGGAGCAUCAGAGUCUAUCAGCAAAAACAAGACUCAGAUUGAUGGACAACUUUUCUUAAUUAAGCACCUUUUGAUCCUUCGUGAACAGAUUGCUCCAUUUCAUACUGAAUUCACCAUUAAGGAAAUUUCCCUGGACCUCAAGAAAACUAGAGAUGCAGCAUUUAAAAUCCUGAACCCCAUGACUGUCCCAAGAUUUUUUAGGCUGAAUAGCAACAAUGCCUUGAUAGAGUUCUUGUUGGAGGGAACUCCUGAGAUAAGAGAACAUUAUCUUGACUCUAAAAAAGAUGUAGACCGGCAUCUGAAAUCGGCCUGCGAGCAGUUUAUUCAGCAGCAGACCAAGCAGUUUGUAGAGCAGCUGGAGGAGUUCAUGACAAAGGUUUCAGCGUUGAAGACGAUGGCCGGUCAGGGAGGGCCCAAGUGUCCUCUUCCACAGCAGCCGUGGGCACAGCCAGCAAAGGUCUGUGAGCUUGUAGCAGGUGCCUACAAGACCAUAAAGGCGAAGCUGCCUCUGACGUUGAGGAGUAUGUCACUGUACCUCUCCAAUAAAGAUACAGAAUUCAUCCUGUUCAAACCUGUGAGGAAUAAUAUUCAGCAAGUUUUCCAGAAAUUCCAUGUUUUGCUAAAGGAAGAUUUCAGCCCUGAAGAUACCCAGAUCAUAGCUUGUCCUUCUAUGGAACAGCUGAACCUUCUCCUGUCAGUUUCUAAAUAAGCAGGCCCGUCGGGCCGUGCAUGCCGAUGUCUGUCCGGGUGGAGCGGGCUGGGAGGCCUGGCAGCCUGCAAGACACCGAGGGACCGUACGUGGGAAUGUCCCCGAGAACCACGCAGGGGUGCUGCUCAGUGCUGGCUGCAGAGCGUUUGAAAGAUUGGUGUUUCCCUUUAAAAAAAACAUCACAAUGCCAAAGAUUAAUCUAAUCUAGGCGUGUGAGAACCACCUUUAAAUGGUCACAAGCGUCGUGAGUUUUUAGGGGUGGCUGUGGUGGGCACGCAGAGACACGGUUCUUAGCAAAAGCUGGGCGAGGGGCAUAGGUUACAAUAACUAGUGCAAAGAAGAACUUUACAGAAAAACAGUUCAUUAGAAAGCUAAGAGUAAGGUUUGGUAAAGCCUGAAACUCUGCAGCACUUUGAGCCACUGAACGUUCCACAGAGGCUAUUUUUUACUUCCAGAAAUCUUAUUUCUACACUCUAUUUAACGUAAUGUUUCUCCUGUCACUUUGAAGUUUCGUUUGGAGUAGAUUGGAUGCAUCUGAGAACACACUCUGCUUUCCUGGGAAUUUGGGGUGUUAUCUUCCUGCGUGUUUGAUGUGAGGUAGUUUCAAGAUACAAGGACUCCGUGGAAGGGCCCGUAUCUGCGCUUCAUGGAUUGCGUGGGUGCAGAUCGUUCAAAAGCAGCGGCUGGAGCCUCCUCAUAAUGGAGACGUGCAGUAUCUGUAAUGAGAAUCUUCACGGCACAACAGUCUGUCUGUGAGUGGGAAGUACCAGCGAAGGGUCUUCAGUCUGGCAUGUGAGGGGGGGAAGGACACCUGAUGGAGAGGGCACCUCAUGCACGAAGGCUUGGGUUACCAGCUUUCCAUACACUGCCUUCGGUUUUAGUCACUCUCUGCAAAGUGAACACUUCGAUGUCCCGUGUCUUUGUCCAGUGGCCGUGCUGUGCCCCAGCCCUGUGGGUCUGCUGCGGCAGCGCACGUUUUGCCAACAAAGGCUGGGAGGGCGAAGGUGGCCCGCCCCUUGACGCCAUCGCGGAUCCUCACGUAAGGUAUGCACAUCUCUGAGUUUUCCUACAGAAAACUGUUUCCUGAUUGGACAGACUGCUUUUUGGUUCAGGAGGAAUUUUGAGUGAUUCAAACACUAUCUAGGGAUAGAACACUGAUGAGAACAUUCUGGAAUGUAGCCAGCAGACCUCAUUCUGCAGGACUGUGGGGCAUUUCUCAUCCCCUUAAAGCAGACCCACAGCAUGUAGAUAGUUAUAACUCCCGAGGUCUGUCAUUUUAAACAGGUCACUUGUUUUUCAACUCUAUUUAAAUUGGUGAUUAAUGUGGCUUGGUAAGGCUUAGUAGUCUAUUUGGGGCAGUAAAAGGUGAAGAGGGUCCAUAGUCAUUUUUUGACAUGAAAUGAAUGAUUCAGGAAGAUUAUAUUUCCUUCCACUUACUAUUUUAAAUACAUGUUUAAUGAAAUAAACUGUAAACUAUCCUGUUUUCUGUAUUAUAUGUACAUUUGACUUUUUAAUAGCCUUUCCAAAGAAAUGAGGGCAUGAUUAUUGUACAUUACUGUGACUGAUUUAAUUUGAUGUACAGAACAGGUUGUGUUCUUAAGGAUAAAAAUAAUUGAUGGCACUCA